Molecule: messenger RNA, 3292 nt
Organism: Hippoglossus stenolepis (Pacific halibut)
Lineage: Eukaryota; Metazoa; Chordata; Actinopteri; Pleuronectiformes; Pleuronectidae
Gene: notchl
Product: notch receptor, like
Exons: 11
Coding region: 297-2678 (793 amino acids)
Molecular function (GO): protein binding
Source: RefSeq, a predicted model, not a curated record
AUAUCCGCAGGGCCUCUGAGAAAAAAAAAAAGAGUGAGUGAACCGAGAGGGCCGGGUGGUGUCAGAAGGUGUCGGCGGUGGCGGUGGUGACGACGGCGGUGAUGGAAUUGGGGCGACUUCAGACAGGAGUUAACUGUUCAUUGUGAGCAGCGGGGUUCACAGCAGCGUGAAGCUCUGUGAGUCAGAGCCGAGCUGCUGCAGGCCAGAGACACGUUUCACCGAACAUCUGGACGAGGCCCGAGUCAGGAGAGAAGAAGAAGAAGAAGAAGAAGAGGCCCACAGCUGGCGGCCUGAAGAUGUUGGCUCGGAGGAUGUUUCUUCUGUUGGGACUGAGCUGGACGUGUAGAGCUGCGUCUAAGGAUCCAUGGGGUCGGUGUCCAGUCAUCAGAAAGUGUAAGGACAAGUUCGGAGACGGGUCGUGUGACAGAGACUGUAUGGAGCCCGAGUGUCUGAGAGACGGCCUCGACUGCGUGAAGGACAGGGGCCACUGCAAUCCGGACCACAUCAAGUACUGUCGCGAUCACUACGCCGACUCCCACUGCGGCCAGGGAUGCAACAGCGCCCCCUGCGGAUGGGACGGCAGCGACUGCUUCACCCAUCAGAGCCCUCUGUGGGCCGAAGGAACGCUGGUCGUCCACACCAACAUCCCACUGGAACGCGGCACCUUCUCCAACAGCUCCCUGCUCUGGGCGCUCAGCGUCCUCCUCCAGUCGCCGCUCAAACUGAGAGGGGCCACCCAGCUCGCCACCAACAAGAAUUUGUUUGACAUUAAAGCUCAGCAGCUGAUUGAGCAGCUCGCUCAGGCAACACCCGCUGACUCAGACGGCUCCCUCCUUUUCCUCCAAGUGGACAACAGGCCGUGCACCCGUUUGCCCCUUACCUGUUUCCCCUGCGCCAUCGAGGCCGCCAGUUUCCUACGUGCCGUCAUGUUGCUGAAGCCCACCUCGUUCCCCACCCUCCCGGAGCUGAAGGCCGUCGUCAGUAUCGUAGGCGUCAAAGAGGAAAUAGGAAGCAGGGAGGUGGAAACGGUGAAGGAGGAAGUCAAAGAGCGGAACCCUGUGUGGCUGUGGGCCGUGGUUGCCAUAGCGGUUGGCCUGCUGCUGGCGCUGCCCGUGGCGGUGUUCCUGGUGGUGAGGAGGGUGAGGCAGCGGCGGGCGGAGAGGGAGGUCACCAACAGGGUGAGACACCGGUCUACGGUCACCGACAACGAGCAGAGCAAAGCCAAGGCCUGGACGCCGCACGCAGCCCAGAUAGAACCACGGGUCAGGUCCAGCAGAGACAAAGACAAGAUCAGCCUACGGAAGAAGAAGAAAGCCAAGGAAGCGGAGAAGAAGAGGAGGAGGGAGCCGCUGGGCGAGGACGCCAUUCGAAUGCGGCCUCUCAAACGGGACCAGGACAUAGCAAGCGACACAGACUUUACCCAGAGUUCAAUGGAAGACAUCAACGCGAGAUGCUCCAGACGACAGGAGGACGCGUCCAUCUGCGACCACAGGACCCAGGACCAGAAACAGUACCGAGCUGGACCCUCACAGUCCCGCAGACCCGUACAACCUCCACCUAGAGGAUGGGAGAGGAACGCCAUGCCGCCUCCUCUGCUCAGUCCUCCUCAACAGUCGGCAGAGUGGUGUGGCCCGGAUGGGUCUGUGGUUCUGAUCCGAGCCGUGCGUAGCGGACUGGACCGGGUGGUUCUGGAGCUGCUGCGAGCAGGAGUUCCUGUCAACAACACCGACCACACUGGGAGGUCAGCCCUGCACUGGGCAUGUUCAGUAAAUCACCUCUCCCUAACGAGAACCCUCAUUCGCUAUGGGGCCGCUGUCGACCUGCAAGACAACAAGGGCGAGACCCCGCUCUUCCUCUCCGCCCUCCACGGUUGCUACGACACUGCCAGACUCCUCCUCCUCCACGGCGCCAACCUUGAGCUGCACGAUCGAAGGGGCCGGCGGCCGAUCGACGUGGCCAGAGAGGGGAUGCGUCACCAGGUCCUGGAACUCCUGCUGGCUCACCAGAUUCAGAGAGGGCCCGUUACCGUAGAUUCAACCAACGACAUGAUGUGGGAUGAGCGUGGUCUGAUGUACUCGCCGUGGGUCGGAUCGCAAGGCCUGCCUGGAAGAAGCGCCUCCUUCUCCGGGAUAGUAGCACAUCGAGAUAUGUCCCCGCCACCACAAAAUGAUUGGUCGGUGAACAGAGUGCAGUACCCCGCCCCUCAGAACUGGCGACCUCAGCUCAACCAAUCAGCGACAGCGUUGGUACCUCCGAGAAUCAUGGGCCGCUCCCCUCGGCCAAUCAGCACCUUACAGGAGGUGACCUCAGAAGACGAGGAUCGCGACAGGCAUCACGACGUCCCCAGAGCUGCGACGCCUCACUUCCUGUCCCCUCAACCGGCACCUCGGCAGCGCUCCUUUUCCUGCACCCAGCAUGCAUUGCAGCGUCGCUCCAGUGCCCCACAGCCAGAGCCAAACUAUAUCAUCGUGACAGACAGAACAGCCAAUGAGAGCGUAGAAAGAGCGGCAGUUUCGCCUCCCACAGAAGCUGCCGCCCAAUCAGAUCGCCAGCCAGUCAUAAACAGCGAGAAUCCCAGUAGGUCAGAAUAUGCAGCGGUGGGUUCAUCACACCCAGAGCAGAAAUCCAGAGGUGAGAGGUUGAGCCACACGGCCGACUCCACACAAACGGCCUUGUAGAGAAGAGGAAAUGAAACUUCCGCUGCUACAUUUUGGCGAAUGAGAAUAGAGGAUGUGAUGAUGGUUCACAGUGGUUUUAAUAAAGCUACGUAAACAGAGGGGCACUGGGUUUUUUAUUUGUCUAUCUCAAACCGAAUCAGUAGCUCAUCAGCUGGAAGGAGUCCGACCUUGACUUGUUGUUAUUGAUUCAUCUAGUGGGUGUCACCUCGUAGAUUUUCUUGUCCUGUCAAAUUAAUACAGACCGACAACUCCAGCCCAUCACCUUCGCUCAGCCUUUUCUAAAUUAUUAUCAUCACCUCCGUUAAAGAGGUUAUGUUUCCGUGACCAUUUGUCUGUCCGUCUGUAUGACUGUCGCAAAAACUACGACAAAACUAUUUCCAUCAGCCAUUUUCUUUACUCCAGAGGAGCAUAUUGUUAAAUGUAAAGUUUCUGUGACAUGGCACAACAUGUCCGACAUAACUGCCCGUCAGUCUGAAGCUUCACUCCAGUGUAUUCACAUUGUGUUAAUGUGUAACAGGUUGUAUUCUGAUUAUUGCAGAAAUAUUUAAAGUGCUCAUGUGUUGCACAAAGACGUCAGAAUCCUGUUGAUGCAAUAAAAUGACUUUUCAUGUGUA